Molecule: messenger RNA, 930 nt
Organism: Cucurbita moschata (crookneck pumpkin)
Lineage: Eukaryota; Viridiplantae; Streptophyta; Magnoliopsida; Cucurbitales; Cucurbitaceae
Exons: 3
Coding region: 1-930 (309 amino acids)
Source: RefSeq, a predicted model, not a curated record
AUGUCGAAACAAAUGUUGUCAUCGCACGAAGUUGCCGGAGGAGAUGUGACAACGACAAGGAGUGGAAGGGAGGGGGGUGUAAUGCUCCAAUACCCAUUACUCACGAAGUGUAACUAUGCAGCAUGGUCGAUAAGGAUGUGUGUUAACUUAAAGGCACAGGGCGUGUGGGAUGCCAUCAAGCAUGGUGAUGAAGUUGAGGAGCAUAAGGACAGGAUGACUCUUGCCGCCAUCUACGAAACAGUCCCGGAGGACGUCCUUCUAAUGUUGGCAGAGAAGGACUUGGCAAAGUUGACGACGAUCGUCAGUGGCAUCCGUUCACUAGGCGACGUUGUGAAGGAGAUCUCCGUCGUCAAGAAGUUCCUUCGAGUUGUUCUCCCAAGAUUCAUGCAUAUUGCUACCUCCAUCGAGCAUUCUGGUGAACUCCAGAACGUGUAUUAUGCGACAGAGUGCCACAACAACGAGCGCGGUGAGGAGGCAAACCUCAUGUUCUCGGUGGAUGAAGAGCCCAGAUUGAUGUUGGCCGAGAAAAUGCCCAACUUGUUGAUGCUCAAUGAAGAGAAGGUUAUGGUGAACCCCUCCAUAGAUGGAGAAGACCAAGUGGAGACUAGCAUGUGGUACCUAGACAACGGAGCAAGCAACUACAUGAUUGGAGAUCGAGCAAAGUUCAAGAAACUUGAUGAGAAGUUCAUUGGAAACAUGAAGCUUUGCGAAGGAUCAAUUGUAUCAAUCCAAGGUAAAGGAUCCAUCUUGUUCCAAUGUAAAAACAGUGAUCAAUGUCUAUUUACUAAGGUGUAUUACAUCUCGAGUUUGAAGAAUAAUAUUAUCAGCCUUGGUCAAAUGACAGAAGAAGGUAGCCGAGUGGAGAUAGUCGGCUCGCUCCUCAGAAUAUACGACCGAAAUGGAGCCUUGUUGAUGAAGGCAAGAUGGUGA